Messenger RNA from Phialemonium atrogriseum, 1954 nucleotides. Its product is annotated as beta-tubulin. Lineage: Eukaryota; Fungi; Ascomycota; Sordariomycetes; Cephalothecales; Cephalothecaceae. Gene Ontology annotation, cellular component: microtubule; cytoplasm. Gene Ontology annotation, molecular function: GTP binding; structural constituent of cytoskeleton; GTPase activity. The coding region runs from base 240 to 1583 and encodes 447 amino acids. The transcript is spliced from 7 exons. The record is from RefSeq and is a predicted model, not a curated record. Gene Ontology annotation, biological process: microtubule cytoskeleton organization; mitotic cell cycle.
CUAGUCGAAGCGGAGCGCAGGGACCACCCUUCCGCACAAGCGUGGUGCCCGGGCCUCAAGAGUUCCUGGCGGUCAACAAAAAUCGCUUUCAUUUCUCCCCCAAAUCAACAACUCUCCUUCCUCUCCAUACACAUUCCCGGAUUGAGCCUCAUCCAUCCACAGCACACCACUCUGAACUUUGCCUCCCUCUCUGCUUGUUAAUCAAGACUACCUUCUGUGAAGCUUCACCAACCAUCAAGAUGCGUGAGAUUGUCCACCUCCAGACCGGCCAAUGCGGUAACCAAAUUGGUGCUGCCUUCUGGCAAACUAUUUCUGGCGAGCAUGGUCUCGACAGCAAUGGCGUGUACAACGGUACCUCGGAGCUCCAGCUUGAGCGCAUGAACGUCUACUUCAACGAGGCUUCCGGCAACAAGUAUGUUCCCCGAGCCGUCCUCGUCGAUCUCGAGCCGGGUACCAUGGAUGCCGUUCGUGCUGGACCGUUCGGCCAGCUCUUCCGCCCCGACAACUUCGUUUUCGGCCAGUCUGGUGCUGGCAACAACUGGGCCAAAGGUCAUUACACUGAGGGUGCUGAGCUUGUUGACCAAGUUCUCGAUGUUGUCCGCCGUGAGGCUGAGGGAUGUGACUGCCUCCAGGGCUUCCAGAUCACCCACUCCCUCGGUGGUGGCACUGGUGCCGGUAUGGGUACUCUCCUCAUCUCCAAGAUUCGCGAGGAGUUCCCCGACCGCAUCAUGGCGACUUUCUCCGUCGUCCCUUCGCCCAAGGUCUCGGAUACCGUCGUUGAGCCCUACAACGCCACCCUCUCCGUCCACCAGCUGGUUGAGAACUCUGAUGAGACCUUCUGCAUUGACAACGAGGCUCUCUACGACAUCUGCAUGAGGACCCUCAAGCUGUCCAACCCGUCGUACGGCGAUCUUAACCACUUGGUUUCUGCCGUCAUGUCCGGGGUUACCACCUCCCUCCGUUUCCCCGGCCAGCUGAACUCGGACCUUCGCAAGCUUGCCGUCAACAUGGUUCCCUUCCCUCGUCUCCACUUCUUCAUGGUCGGCUUCGCCCCUCUGACCAGCCGCGGUGCUUAUUCGUUCCGUGCUGUCACCGUUCCCGAGUUGACUCAGCAGAUGUUCGACCCCAAGAACAUGAUGGCUGCCUCUGACUUCCGCAACGGCCGCUACCUGACUUGCUCCGCCAUCUUCCGUGGCAAGGUCUCCAUGAAGGAGGUUGAGGACCAGAUGCGCAACGUGCAGAGCAAGAACUCGUCCUACUUCGUUGAGUGGAUCCCCAACAACGUCCAGACCGCGCUCUGCUCCAUCCCUCCCCGUGGCCUCAAGAUGUCGUCGACCUUCGUUGGCAACUCGACUGCCAUCCAGGAGCUCUUCAAGCGUGUCGGCGAGCAGUUCACUGCCAUGUUCCGUCGCAAGGCUUUCUUGCAUUGGUACACUGGCGAGGGUAUGGACGAGAUGGAGUUCACCGAGGCCGAGUCCAAUAUGAACGAUCUGGUCUCCGAGUACCAGCAGUACCAGGAUGCUGGUGUUGACGAGGAGGAGGAAGAGUACGAGGAGGAGGCCCCGCUUGAGGGCGAGGAGUAGGGGCCUUCUAGAAACCUCUAGGGGCUUUCCGACCGACGUCUAGUUCUUGAAGACGCCGCCGGCUUUGGUCCUUCUACUGUUAUGGGAUUUGCAAUUCUUGAAGGCGACUGAUGGCGAAUACCUUGCACUCACAUCCCGGUUUGAUAGUUAGCACCUUUCUCCCCGGUUUCAGUAGUUGGUAGGGAAAAGGCAAUGCAUGUUGCUAGAUAUACCUGGCAGCUUAAUACACUACUCUACCGCGUACCUCCCAUGAUACCUCAGAAAACCACGUACAAUGCAUUCGUUUACGUGGACCAACUCACGAGACUGCAGUGAUCGGAUUCACCCAUUUUGGGGUGGUCAUCUAUUUUAUCAACUACUUAAUAACCUGG